Molecule: messenger RNA, 1955 nt
Organism: Homarus americanus (American lobster)
Lineage: Eukaryota; Metazoa; Arthropoda; Malacostraca; Decapoda; Nephropidae
Source: RefSeq, a predicted model, not a curated record
AUAUGAAACCGAGAAACUCGCCAUGUAUAGGCGUGAAAUGCCGGUUGGAGAACCUGUCCAGGGAUUACUGCUCCAGCAACAUGAAUAUAACGUCUUCAUUGUGUUUCCAGCCGAGUCGGUGCCUCAAAGUUCUUACGGCUACUUGGCACCCCCAGCACCCAACCCAUUCUGUGAAAGGUACAGGACCCAGUUGAAGAUACAAGACGUGAUCAGUGAAGCUGGUCGAAGUUGCGGCAGCAAGCUGAACUGUCUGUGUGGCAACUGCUGCAAUCCUCAUCCCAAGCUGCCUCACCAGGACCACCACCCCAUGCUCAGGCUCUUCCUUCACUUCUUGUCUCAAAAAAACUUCUCUCACGCUAAGAAGGAUGUUGUUCUCAGGAUGCUUCUGGAACAAAAAUUUUCAAAAUUGGUCGAAAAAAUUACAAAUACAAAGAAGCAGGAAAAAAUGUUCCAAGAUACACAAGCUGUCCUGCGCCAAGAACAACCCCAAAAUUUCCCCUUGCUAGCAUGAAGACUUGUUGAGCAUAUUGCCCUUCUUAAGAGGCUCAGCCUGUAUCUUGGAGAUAAGGGCCAGCCUAUAGCUGGAUCAGUGGCAGGCUUCAACUAGAUUACUGCUAACUUACAACUAGAUUAGUGUCAGGCUAUAACUAGAUUAGCGCCAGGCUACAACUGGAUCAGUGCCGCGCUAUAGCUAGAUUAGUGCCAGGCUAAAACUGGAUCAGUGUCAGGUUACAACUGGAUCAGCGCCAGGUUUCAACUGGAUCAGCGCCAGUCUACAACUGGAUCAGUGCCAGGGAACAACUGGAGCAGUGCCAGGGUACAACUGGAUCAGUGCCAGGGUACAACUGGAUCAGUGCCAGGGUACAACUGGAGCAGUGCCAGGGUACAACUGGAUCAGUGCCAGGCUACAACUGGAUCAGCGCCAGGCUACAACUAUAUAAUUACCAGUUAACAUAAUACUAGAGACUCCCCCAAGGCGUCGAUAUGUGGUGAACACUAGGCUCACCUCAUUCUCUGGUGAAAGGAAUGUUAUGGAGGAGAAAGAGAACAUAUUCUAUAUGGCGAUUUCCAUUCUUGAAUUGUAUCACAUUCUUCUUUGCACACACACACACACACACAGUUCACAUUAAAUAUUAAUACUGUACAGUAAUUUAAAUAAACUUAUACAGUGUGUACUGUAUAUACAGUAUAUCAAACAUUUCAGGAAAAAUUGCCAAAUAGUGAUUUCUUAGAAAUAUAUACGUACAGUAUAUACAGUAUGUAUUUCUUAUGUAUGCAUGGGAACAAUCAUGUAAAUAAUCAUAAUAUAAAUUACUGUAUAAAUGAAUAGAAUCCAUAAUAAUUAUAGUAAUAUGUCCUAAGCUAAGCUAAGCGAAGCUAAUCUAAGCUAUUUUGAGGAGAGAUGUGUAUUGUCCAGAUAACAAACUUUCAUUUAAGAAACACUCACCUUGAUAAUAUUUUGUCAAUUUUUGGGGAAACAACUUUAAAGUUUUCGCUGUUUAGCAAAUUAGUCCAUUGCUCCGUCAGGUUUAAUCAACCCAUUAAUACUAAAACGCAAGAUAUGUUCUUUUUGUGAUGUAAAUUUCAAGAAAUUGAAAGCAAAAUAUCAAAUUCUUUUUUUGUUAUUACUGUAUUAGAAGAAGUAGCAGUAUUACAAUAGUAAUGUUAAUAGUAGUAGUAAUAAUAAUAGUAAUACCUGCAGUAGUAGUAGUAGUAGUAGUAGUACAGUUCCUGUAGUAAUAGCAGUAAUAGUAGUACCUGUAGUAAUAGCAGUAAUAGUAGUACCUGUAGUAGUUUUUUUGUCAUUACAAUAUCUUGGUAGCAAUCUUUAAAACUCGAGAAGCAAUCGUUCAUAAUCUUGGUACAGAUCAUGGGCAGAAACAGAUCAAGUUUGUUCCAUGGAAGUUUUCUUCUAUAAGAGAGUGAAAAAAGUAUACCUUGUUAAAUGUAUCUAA